Messenger RNA from Lactuca virosa, 585 nucleotides. NCBI's taxonomy places the organism in Eukaryota, Viridiplantae, Streptophyta, Magnoliopsida, Asterales, Asteraceae. The record is from the annotation of a GenBank genome assembly.
AUGAAGAGCAGGGAAACCCCACUAGAUCUCAACACUCUACCAGAGGAUUUCAUCUGGGACCAUAGCAAACAACUACUUGGUGACACUUCUUCUGCUCAUGUAUCUGGGUCGACAGUAUCCAGAAGAAGCAGGAACCGCAGAAAAGAUGAAAGAACGAAGGUUUACGAGUGUAGGUUUUGCUCCCUCAAGUUUGGCAAGUCUCAAGCCCUCGGGGGACACAUGAACCGACAUCGCCAAGAGAGGGAGACAGAAACACUAAACCAAGCUCGUCAACUGGUUUUCAGUACUGAUAAUCUGCUACCCCAACCCCCUCAUGAAGUAGGUGGGCAAUCAGGAGUAAAUGGAGGCUAUCAUUAUCCAUCCGGCUUUACCAUCGGUAGUAUCGUCUACCCUACAAGACUCUUUUCUGGCACUUCCACCACAAUGUUACAUCAACUACCACAAUCUUAUCAACAUGUGUAUUCUUCCCUACCAUCUCGCCUGAAUAUCACCUACUCGUCUGAACAUUAUAAUUCGCAAUUGAUAAACGACUACUUUGCAGACCAGUAUGUCUCCACUAACCGACAUUCAGCUUCCAAAAUUUAA